Messenger RNA from Penaeus monodon (black tiger shrimp), 591 nucleotides. RefSeq lists its product as uncharacterized. The record is from RefSeq and is a predicted model, not a curated record. Lineage: Eukaryota; Metazoa; Arthropoda; Malacostraca; Decapoda; Penaeidae.
GUAAAUUCUGAAGGAACGGGAGAUCUUCAUGUAAUUACCGUCCCAAUGGGUCGUUCAAACACCCAUUCCCGUGCACCUGGAACCUCAACAGCAUCUCUGGGUAAACCCCCAGAUUAUUUUUUAGUUGCAGAAAAACCCCCAAGUUAUGAAGAAGCUAUGUCCAUGCUACCACCUUGUAGAGCUAGUCAGUCAGGUGUUCUUCAGUUGAAUGCAGAUGGUGGCUUAGAGGACUUUCUUACCCCACAUCAAGUACCAGAGCAUUAUCUUGAGGGUGCCACUGGAGGGGGCUCCCCACAGCCUCAGUGUCCGAGGUCUGAGAAUGUUCAGAGUGGAGGCCAAGAGACUCCACUCAGCCCACCUUCCCCACCUCCUGCAUAUUCAAGCCAAAUGUCCCUUAGUGCCUCACCAUGCAGCAGUAACUAUAGCAACCGUACUUCACCUGAAAUGGAAAGUGGACCCAAAAAUAUCUGGGAAGUGCAGGCUAGUGAGCAACAUAAGUCUGCAAAGAAGGGGUCAAAGCAAUCAUCUAUGGACAAGAGCAUGCAUUUGGACCUGCGGGAGGAACUACAAACCCACUUUCACUCACUUUGA